Penicillium diatomitis is the source of this 498-nucleotide messenger RNA. RefSeq lists its product as uncharacterized. The transcript has a single exon. Lineage: Eukaryota; Fungi; Ascomycota; Eurotiomycetes; Eurotiales; Aspergillaceae. The record is from RefSeq and is a predicted model, not a curated record. Bases 1 to 498 code for a protein of 165 amino acids.
AUGCGAACCUCAGCAGAGCAAUUCCGAAUUGGGGUGAGGCCUAGUGAUACUCCAGGAAUGGGGACCGAAGGUCGAGUACGUGGUCUAGGCGACGUAGACGAUGUGAUUGUGGUAAAAUUCCUCGGUGUCAACGGACUCGAAGAAAUUCUGCAAGGAAGAGAAGAAGAGGAGGGGAAGGAGGGGAAAGCAGAGGAGGGGCGGAGAGCAAUUUGUCUACCGCGGAUUAUGGCAACGCCAGCGUGUCUUGACGCCGCAAUGGAUCUUCUCCCCCACAUCGGCGACUUUUUAGCGACGGCUAGUGUCGGGAAAGGUUACAGAAUACACAAUUUGAGAUUUCAAGGCGACACAACCGGCCAGUUUGUAGUGUGCAUUCCUGGUACAGACGAGCAAAUCGAGAAGGUGCCUUUCGCAGACGGAGCUCCGGCGGAGCUUAGACCCUGCGCGGCUAUUACGUGCCGAGCCUCUGGGGCCGUCUUCUUCGACCGCAUUCCUCUUUGA